AUGUCUACUUUUCGAGAGUCCAUUUCCCAGCCAGUCGUCGCCGCGUUUUGCGCUGGAGGCGUUGCUGGUGCUGUGUCCCGAACGGUUGUAUCCCCUUUAGAACGACUCAAGAUUCUUAUGCAGGUGCAAAGCGUUGGGCGAGAUGCGUACAAGCUGUCGGUUGGAAAAGCCUUAGUCAAGAUGUGGAAAGAAGAAGGCUGGAGAGGUUUCAUGCGAGGUAAUGGCACCAAUUGCAUUCGCAUUGUUCCUUACUCUGCUGUUCAAUUCAGCAGCUACAACUUUUACAAGCGGAGUAUAUUUGAAAGUCAUCCAGGAGCUGAUCUGUCACCACUCACUCGCCUUGUCUGCGGUGGCCUAGCGGGUAUAACGUCCGUGUUUCUUACGUACCCCCUCGAUAUUGUCCGAACACGACUAUCUAUCCAGUCUGCGAGUUUCGCCGAGCUGGGCGCCAAACCAAAAAAGUUGCCUGGCAUGUGGACUACUUUGAUGCAGAUGUACAAAACCGAGGGUGGUAUGUCCGCGUUGUAUCGAGGCAUCGUCCCUACUGUUGCUGGUGUAGCACCAUAUGUUGGCCUCAACUUCAUGGUUUACGAAUCUGUCCGUAAAUAUCUCACACCAGAGGGAGAGCAAAACCCCAGCGCCACGCGGAAGCUGCUUGCUGGUGCCAUCUCUGGUGCCGUAGCACAAACUUGCACAUACCCCUUCGAUGUUCUACGGCGGCGAUUCCAGAUCAACACAAUGUCAGGCAUGGGCUACCGAUACAAGGGCAUCACAGACGCGGUUCGGGUCAUCGUGAUGCAAGAGGGAAUCAAGGGUCUUUACAAGGGCAUCGUGCCUAAUCUCUUGAAGGUGGCCCCCAGUAUGGCAUCGAGUUGGUUAAGUUUCGAGAUGACGCGUGAUUUCCUGGUUGAUCUCAGGCCUGACCCUGAGCCCCAACCAUUAUGA
This is a messenger RNA of Fusarium graminearum PH-1, 945 nucleotides long. RefSeq lists its product as uncharacterized. NCBI's taxonomy places the organism in Eukaryota, Fungi, Ascomycota, Sordariomycetes, Hypocreales, Nectriaceae. Bases 1 to 945 code for a protein of 314 amino acids. Gene Ontology annotation, biological process: transmembrane transport. The record is from RefSeq and is a predicted model, not a curated record. The transcript has 5 exons.